AGCUAUUAUAUCACGUGUGAAUGCAACUGCGGCUAAAUUUGGUUAUUAACAGUGCAACAGUACCAUGUCAUUGGCAAAACCCCUAAGGGCUGCUGGCACAUAAAGGUUGUAAAGUUUUUGGUAUCGAUGAACUUACUCGAAGAAGACGAUGGCCGAAAACAUAUGAUGAAACAUCUUCUGGCAUGCCUUUGACAAUCGUUAAGUCAGCCGGAGGCUUCACAUACGAUAUUUCACACAUGCUGGAAUUCGUUAGCGGACAGAGCACACAUUUACAAAAUAUUUAUAGUUCUGCAGAACGUGCAUGCAUAUUCGAUUCCGAUUUUAUGGGUCUAUUACGGAGGACAACCGAACUUCAGUUGGUUGGCCAGUGGCUGAAAUGGUAUUACCGAUGGCAACUAGCAACUGAAAGCUGGCAACUAAGUUGCUAUAUUGGCAAUGGCGCUGUCCAUCGGCAACCCAACUGAGGUUCCGUUCCCAUCCAUAAUCGAUCCAUAAGUCAUAAUCGCACGAACUAAUCAAGGCUAUCAUAGAAUUCAUC
Molecule: messenger RNA, 538 nt
Organism: Rhagoletis pomonella (apple maggot)
Lineage: Eukaryota; Metazoa; Arthropoda; Insecta; Diptera; Tephritidae
Exons: 2
Coding region: 183-464 (93 amino acids)
Source: RefSeq, a predicted model, not a curated record